AUGAAUUUUCGAUAAAGCCAUUCCAACUAGUAUUAAAGGUUUAUUACCAAGCUUCCAACAAAGUUUUUUCCAAAUCUUAUACCUGAAAUAAUAAAUAAAACAGGAAAGUAGACAAAAGCAGAAAAAAUUGAAGAAUUUGUUGAGAUUUUUCAAGAUUACUUUAAAUACUUACUAGGUAUAGAAAAAAAUGAAGAAGAAUUGCUGCAUUCUGAGAAUAACAUAGGGAAUUUUGAUGAUUACUUAAGCUAAUUUGAUGAACCUGAAGUUGUUCUGAGGUAAUUCUCAAUUAUAUAAAGUUUACCAAACCCAGAUUACACAUCCGAAGAAUUUUAGCUAUAAUAAAAAUAAUAUGAAAUUGUUGAUUAGAUUGUACAAGCCUUAAUUCUAGAGUAAAAAUCUAUUCAGGAUAAAUUAUUUUUAAAAGCAAUCGAAAUGGCAUUCAUUUAAUUGUCUGAUCGUAAGUCCUAUUCUUUAUUUGAGCAAAGAACAAGAGGGUUGGAAACUAUUCCAAAUGAGUAAAGAAACGCAAUGAAUUUAUUAGGAACAAAUUAACAAAUAUUUGAUUAAAGUAACUAAUUUUGUGGUUUUAUUGAAAACAACAAUAAUAAUCACAAUUCAUAAGAUUUUUGGCUUUGUUAAAGAGAAACUUAGAUUUAAAAAGCCGUUAACUAAUUUAGGCAAGAUUUAUUGGAAUUAGCAUCUUAAAAUAAAUGGAAUGUUUAAAUGAUUGCUCAACAAAUUUAAAUCGAUUUUCAAAAAAUUCAAUAAUAAUAUUAGAAAGCAUUUAUUCAAGGAGAAUAUUUAAGAUUGGUCCAAUCUUAAUGGAAUAAAACUAUGAAUGAAACCUCUGACCUUUUAACAUUAGUAAGGAAUAUUUUAAUAGUGUAAUUUUCCAGAAAAGGAUUUAUGGUCAGAUCAAUUAUUUCUGAAGAUGGAUCAAAAAUAUAUCUCUUACUAUAUAUGCCUGAAUAAAUGUUAGAAAUAGCUGCUGAAAAUUGUUAGCUUUAGAAAAAAUUGUGUUUUUGUUUCUCAGAUUUAUUUUCCCUCGAGCCAGUUGAUAAAUAAUUAAGACCCCUACGAUUAAAUGGCAGAUUAUGGAAGCCAGAUGAAUAUAGUAUUUCUUCAUACUUAUAAUAUUUAAGACCAUUAAUUAUUGAGUAAGUAAUGCAAAUAAAUUUUAAGAGAUUAGCUAGAGAUGUGGGUUAAAGUAACAUAAAUAAUGAAUUAUUUGAAUAUGGGAAAAUUAACUUCUAUGUAGAUUAAGAAGGUCCAAGCAGAAUAUUUUUUUCGGUACCGCUGUAUUUUUAAUUCUAUUACACUAAACUCUAAAGUUAUUAUUAACAAUAAUUAAUGUAAAAAGGAGAAUUAAAUAGAUGAAGAAAAGAGUUAUUCAAGCAAAAACUUUCUGUCAUUUAUUGAAAAUUAAGAAUCUAAAACUCCUUUUUAGCAGACUCAAGAAAAAUAUGGUAUUAUUGAUGAAUAUAUGAAAUUUUUUUUAUUAUCAACCUUGAUCAAUAUGUUUGGUGGAUUAUUCCUAUUAAGUUUUACUUUAUUUUGGAUAUGGAUGAUCAUAUAGUUUUAAAUUGUAAAAUUUAAACUUUUAUAUUCAAUAUAAAGGCCUUGGCCAAAAGGAGAUAGUUCCUUAGGAAUUUGGUUUGAAAUACAUUAAUUUUAUUAGUUUACUAAGUAAUUCUAGUUUAAUAUGUGUUUAUUAUUACAAAUAUCUCUAGGAUGAUGUUAUUUAGCUAUUUGUUACUUUAUUAUUUUAUAAUUUCUUUAUCAAAUAUAUUACUAACACAACAUUUUUAAGUCCUCCAUUAAUACUUGAAUAUAUAGUAAAGAGAGGCUAAUACAUAUAUUAGAAUAAUAUUAAAAUCCUUACAAAUAGAAAUAGUCGAAGAGAAUAAGAGAAUAAAGUACUUUUAUAAAGAUGCCCGUUAUAUAAAGUAUUUGGAUCGAAUGGCAUGCAAAGAGCAGAUUAUUUUGAAACAAUUAGUUCCGAUGAUGAAAUUUUAGAUCAUCAGAGAAAAAAAAUUUAGUUGAUUUCUUAAGGAUUAGUUGAACAGGAAACAAAUUAUCUCAUCUCAAAGGCAGAAAUAAUUUAAAAUGAAGAUCAUGUUAAACAAACUGAAAGCCCAAUUAACUCAAAUUCUUCAAAAAUCUCAAAUUCUAGCCCUUUAAAUACUGUCUCUAGUCCUAUAUUUACAGUAUCAAGUUCAAGGUAAAACAACAGAAUGAAAAGUAUUAUUGAUCCUUUUGAGAGCACAGCCUAGAUAUAAAAUUCAGCAGAGGAAAUUUAAAAAUUAGGGAAAGGUAAAUUUUAGUUUAUGAUUACAGAAAUAAUCAAAAAAUUGUAAUAAGUAGAUAAAUUAGACUAUUAGUUUUUUUAUAACUAUUAUAAAAAGUGUUCAAUGAACUGGGCAUUUUAAAUAUAAUCUUGUCAAUCAGGAACUAAAUAGUUAAUCAGGGACAGAACAAUUAUAUGGAGAUUUUUUUUCCGACUUCAAUUAUUAUCCUCUUAUAACAUGCUAUGGAAUGAUUAUAGAUUGGUUUAAAGUUAAUCUUAUAUUAGAAGAAAAUAAAAAGCAUUACAUAAUCUGGAUUAUAAGAGAUUUCAAAUAUUAAAGUAAAGUUUUGAGAAUCAAAAUAAAUACUUUAAAGCCCAAGCAGCUUUAAAAUUUAGUAAAUAGUUUAGAUAAUUUGGGAAUUAACUUAAUUUGGAAGAAAGAAAAGAAUAUAAUGAGCUAGUUCUAAAAUAUAAUAAAUUUAUUGAAAAAAAAUCAUGGCUAAAUUGUAGAAAAGUAACCAUAUUCAGAUACAAGGGUUUAUUUUUUAGGGGAUUUCGGAAACAAAGUAUAAGAAAAUAGGCCAUAUAAUUUGUUUUAGAAUACUAUGAAGCAACUAAAAAGUUGGAGGAAGCUCAAAAUGGGUCAGAUAUACAUAAAAAAUUUAACAAUUUAGUCUAAUAUACGCAAUUAAAUUAAUAUACAUUAGAAUUGUUUAUAGAAUUAUUUAAUAAAUUAGAAUAUGAGUAUAAAAAUUUGAUAUUUAUAUAGGUAAAAAACUAGUUAUAUAUUUCCUUCAGUUAACGGGAGAAUUUAAUAAAAAAAUUAUUAUCUAAAUUCUUUAAAAUCAGAAGUGUUUAAAAAUAUCAUCGAUAAAUCUAAAGACACAUAUAUAUUUGAGUAAUAUUCUACCAAACUAGAAGAGUUUGUUUUAUAAUAUUGCUUAGAUGAAAUGAAUUAAAUUCCUAAGCUAACAAUGAAAAAGCAUCUUCACGAUAUUCUCUGGAUUGUUGAAGUUGAGGAUUAAGAAUAUUUAAUGUAAUUUUUCCAAAUAAAGCAUGGAUAAUAAUUGUAGUUUUUAAAGCAUUAUAACACUGGAUUAGGAGUCUUUGUUAGCGAAAGCAAGAAUUACAUCAGAUUACUCAAUAUCAUCGAUUAAAUUGAUGAUUUUUUAAUAAAAGCUUAUUGUGUAUCCUUAUACCCUUGUUUAGAUUGUAAAACUCUAUAUUAAGUAAUAAAAUUUAGAAAAAAGCAUUCCCUUCAUUACACAAUAGAUUAACUAAUGUAAUUUUUGUAUGCAAAUUUAAUUAUACUAUCAAAGGGUAUUGUAAACAGCCUUUCAAUUUACACUUAUGCUUUAAAUAAUAAUGAAUAUAUGAUUUUAAAUUCUAUUGAACAAGAGGACAAUCCGGUAUUCUAGUUAGUCCAAGUUGUUUUGGAGAUGAUAUCGCUUGACCCUAUUGAAAAUUUGGGGGAGGCUCUUNACCUUGAUCAAUAUGUUUGGUGGAUUAUUUCCAUUAAGUUUUACUUUAUUUUGGAUAUGGAUGAUCAUAUAGUUUUAAAUUGUAAAAUUUAAACUUUUAUAUUCAAUAUAAAGGCCUUGGCCAAAAGGAGAUAGUUCCUUAGGAAUUUGGUUUGAAAUACAUUAAUUUAUUAAUUUUAUUAGUUUACUAAGUAAUUCUAGUUUAAUAUGUGUUUAUUAUUACAAAUAUCUCUAGGAUGAUGUUAUUUAGCUAUUUGUUACUUUAUUAUUUUAUAAUUUCUUUAUCAAAUAUAUUACUAACACAACAUUUUUAAGUCCUCCAUUAAUACUUGAAUAUAUAGUAAAGAGAGGCUAAUACAUUUAUUAGAAUAAUAUUAAAAUCCUUACAAAUAGAAAUAGUCGAAGAGAAUAAGAGAAUAAAGUACAUUUAUAAAGAUGCCCGUUAUAUAAAGUAUUUGGAUCGAAUGGCAUGCAAAGAGCAGAUUAUUUUGAAACAAUUAGUUCCGAUGAUGAAAUUUUAGAUCAUUAGAGAAAGAAAAUUUAGUUGAUUUCUUAAAGAUUAGUUGAACAGGAAACAAAUUAUCUCAUCUCAAAGGCAGAAAUAAUUUAAAAUGAAGAUCAUGUUAAACAAACUUAAAGCCCAAUUAACUCAAAUUCUUCAAAAAUCUCAAACUCUAGCCCUUUAAAUACUGUCUCUAGUCCUAUAUUUACAGUAUCAAGUUCAAGGUAAAACAACAGAAUGAAAAGUAUUAUUGAUCCUUUUGAGAGUACAGCCUAGAUAUAAAAUUCAGCAAAGGAAAUUUAAAAAUUAGGGAAAGGUAAGUUUUAGUUUAUGAUUAACGAAAUAAUCAAAAAAUUGUAAUAAGUAGAUAAAUUAGACUAUUAGUUUUUUUAUAACUAUUAUAAAAAGCGUUCAAUGAACUGGGCAUUUUAAAUAUAAUCUUGUCAAUCAGGACCUAAAUAGUUAAUCAGGGACAGAACAAUUAUAUGGAGAUUUUUUUUCCGACUUCAAUUAUUAUCCUCUUAUAACAUGCUAUGGAAUGAUUAUAGAUUGGUUUAAAGUUAAUCUUAUAUUAGAAGAAAAUAAAAAGCAUUACAUAAUCUGGAUUAUAAGAGAUUUCAAAUAUUAAAGUAAAGUUUUGAGAAUCAAAAUAAAUACUUUAAAGCCCAAGCAGCUUUAAAAUUUAGUAAAUAGUUUAGAUAAUUUGGGAAUUAACUUAAUUUGGAAGAAAGAAAAGAAUAUAAUGAGCUAGUUCUAAAAUAUAAUAAAUUUAUUGAAAAAAAAUCAUGGCUAAAUUGUAGAAAAGUAACCAUAUUCAGAUACAAGGGUUUAUUUUUUAGGGGAUUUCGGAAACAAAGUAUAAGAAAAUAGGCCAUAUAAUUUGUUUUAGAAUACUAUGAAGCAACUAAAAAGUUGGAGGAAGCUCAAAAUGGGUCAGAUAUACAUAAAAAAUUUAACAAUUUAGUCUAAUAUACGCAAUUAAAUUAAUAUACAUUAGAAUUGUUUAUAGAAUUAUUUAAUAAAUUAGAAUAUGAGUAUAAAAAUUUGAUAUUUAUAUAGGUAAAAAACUAGUUAUAUAUUUCCUUCAGUUAACGGGAGAAUCUAAUAAAACAAUUAUUAUCUAAAUUCUUUAAAAUCAGAAGUGUUUAAAAAUAUCAUCGAUAAAUUAAAAGACACAAAUAUAUUUGAGUAAUAUUCUACCAAACUAGAAGAGUUUUUUUUAUAAUAUUGCUUAGAUGAAAUGAAUUAAAUUCCUAAGCUAACAAUGAAAAAGCAUCUUCACGAUAUUCACUGGAUUGUUGAAGUUGAGGAUUAAGAAUAUUUUAAUGUAAUUUUUCCAAAUAAAGCAUGGAUAAUAAUUGAAGUUUUUAAAGCAUUAUAACACUGGAUUAGGAGUCUUUGUUUGCGAAAGCAAGAAUUACAUCAAAUUACUCAAUAUCAUCGAUUAAAUUGA
This is a messenger RNA of Paramecium octaurelia, 5723 nucleotides long. Lineage: Eukaryota; Ciliophora; Oligohymenophorea; Peniculida; Parameciidae. The record is from the annotation of a GenBank genome assembly.